AUGUCAAAGGUCUCGUCUAGUAGAGGAGGCUCGCCUUCCAUUUUGUUCAGAGGAGAAAUUGGGUUGCAAAACCAGGGGCAAUUCACUUCUAGUCUUCUUGUUUCCUCAGAGCAUGCACUUGAUGAUGCAGUUGAUUGUUUUAUAGAGGGGAGAUUGUUAGCACCAGAGAUUACGAUUACGCGUAUUGAAAUCAUGGAAAUUUUUCAAAUGGAAAGAUUAGGAUUUGGUUCAAAAAAGUUUCCAAAAAUGGUGGUUUCAUUUUUGCUGGCUUUCUGUCUGUUAUACAUGGCCUCCAUGGUUUACAGAAGCUCAAGUUUUGAUCUAAUUGGGGAAUUCGCCAAAGCUGAUGUUACAGGAGAAACGGCCGAAAAUGUUACCUUACCUUCAGUGAAGGAAGAUAAUCUUUCCUCUCAACCUGAAAGCGUGGUUGUUGAUAAAUUGCUUGGUGGACUUCUGGCUCCAGGAUUUGAUGAAGAAUCUUGCAUAAGCAGGUACCAGUCUAACUUGUAUCGCAAAAUUUCUCCUCAUAAGCCCUCUGCUUAUCUUGUUUCGAAACUGCGUAAAUAUGAAGAUCUUCAUAAGCGUUGCGGACCUUACACCGAAUCCUACAAUAGAACCCUGAAAGAAUUGAGUUCUAGCCACAUAAAUGGUACUGUAGACUGCAAUUACAUUGUUUGGACGCCUUCUAAUGGAUUGGGGAAUAGGAUAAUCAGCAUGGCUUCAUCGUUUCUGUAUGCUGUCCUCACAGACAGAGUUCUACUUGUCGAUCAUGGACCCGACAUGACUGAUCUCUUUUGUGAGCCUUUUCCAGAUGCAUCAUGGGUAUUGCCCAAGGAUUUUCCACUCAGCAAUCAAUUCUAUGGCUUGCAACCAGGAAAUGUUCAUAGUUACGGGCACCUGCUAUGGGCUAACAGCAUGAACAUCUCAGCCGUGACGCAGUCACCAUCAUUUCUGUAUCUAUAUCUGGCUUACAACUAUGAUAACUAUGAUAAGCUUUUUUACCAGGAUCAAAACCAAGGUUUUCUCCAAAAAAUCCCUUGGUUGAUUCUGAAGUCAGACCAAUACUUUGUGCCUUACCUCUUCUUGAUCCCAUCUUUCCAGCAAGAACUAGGCAAUCUGUUUCCCGAUAAGGAGACUGUUUUCCACCACUUGGUUCGCUAUCUUUUUCACCCUUCAAAUCAAGCCUGGGGACUGAUCACCAGAUUUCAUCAGGCUUACUUGGCCAGUGCAGAUCAGAGAAUCGGUCUUCAAGUAAGAGUAUUUAAUAGAAAAGCAAGUCCAAUUAAAGUUGUUCUGGAGCAGAUACUGAGCUGCAUUCAAAAGGAAAAGCUGCUGCCUCAAGUAGAUGAGAAAAAACAUAUAGCUUCUCCAUCCAAAAACAAGACCUCAAGAGCUAUUACCAUAGCAUCAUUAUACCCAGAAUACUAUGAAAGCAUAAAGAACAUGUAUUGGAUGAAACCGACCGUAAAUGGUGAUGUUAUCGGGGUUUAUCAGCCAAGUCAUGAAGAGUUUCAACAUUUUGGGAACAAUAUACACAAUAUCAAGGCAUGGGCUGAAAUAUACAUCCUAAGUUUGAGUGAUGUUUUGGUGACUAGUUCUUGGUCUACUUUUGGCUAUGUAGCUCAAGGACUAGGAGGAUUGAAGCCAUGGAUGCUCUACGUGCCUACCGGUGACAAAACGACCGAUCGACCGUGUCCACGAGCCACGUCUAUGGAGCCAUGUUUUCAUUUUCCUCCUAAUUAUUACAAAAAUGCAAGGACCAGACGGCGACUUGACUCUGUUUCCCUUGUUCCUCAUAUCAUGCAGUGUGAGGAUACAAGUAACGGAAUAAAGCUGGUUAAUGAUAAGAAGUUUUAG
Molecule: messenger RNA, 1857 nt
Organism: Dovyalis caffra
Lineage: Eukaryota; Viridiplantae; Streptophyta; Magnoliopsida; Malpighiales; Salicaceae
Source: the annotation of a GenBank genome assembly